Truncatella angustata is the source of this 1629-nucleotide messenger RNA. Its product is annotated as acetylcholinesterase. Lineage: Eukaryota; Fungi; Ascomycota; Sordariomycetes; Amphisphaeriales; Sporocadaceae. The record is from RefSeq and is a predicted model, not a curated record. The coding region runs from base 1 to 1629 and encodes 542 amino acids. The transcript has a single exon.
AUGCAGCUCGCGAUAUUGUCCCUCCUUGCGCUGGCGACCGAUGCCGUCCUCGGCCAACUGGCCAAGUGCCCGGGCUCUGACAAUCUCACCGUCCAAACCUCCACGGGCACCUUCACGGGACUUAUCGAUCCCGAGUUUCCGAACACUCUCCAGUUCCGCGCCAUCCCGUUCGCAGAGCCGCCCGUGCUGUCACGCCGCUGGCUGCCGCCGCAGAAGCUCUCGUCGCAGCCAAGUGAGCAUCACUAUGCAACGCGGUUUCCGCCGUCGUGCCCGCAGUUCGUGACGGCGGUAACCUCGCUCUGGAAUCAAAACCUGACCAAGGGCAACUUAAUCUAUAACGGCCGCCAGAACGACUCGUCGGGGCUGGUGGGCGAGGCCACUUCCGAGGACUGUCUGUACCUAGCAGUGUGGACGCCGACGGUCGCAGCGCCGCGGCCCAACGCCGGGCUCCCUGUCCUUUUCUUCAUGACAGGGGGCGGCUUUGUGAUCGGCGGCAUCGAUAUACCGUGGCAGAUGCCGACGUCGUGGGUCGAACGGUCGCAGUCGCAUAUCGUUGUCACCAUCAACUACCGUGUCAACAUAUUUGGCUUCCCUAACGCGCGCGGGCUAGCGGACGGCCACCAAAACCUCGGCAUCCUCGACCAGCGCGCUGCACUCGAAUGGGUGCGCGACAACAUUGCGGCCUUCGGCGGCGACCCGAACCGCAUCACGCAGUGGGGGCGGUCAGCUGGGUCCAUCAGCGCGGAUAUCCAUGCUUACGCUUUCCACGAGGACCCCAUCGCCCAAGCCUACUUCCUGCAAUCGGGGACGGUCUUUAGUAGCUCGCCGGCCGAGGAUCCGACGUACUCCAACUUUAGCUUCGUGGCGCGCCACGUUGGGUGCGAGGCCCCGUGCGGCGGCGACGAGGACGAGCACGGCGCGGCGGAGCUCGACUGCAUGCGGCAAGUGCCGUUCGCGCAGAUCGAGAACUUCAUCGGACAGUACGGCGAUCGGGGCGAGACGCCCGCGCUGUCCUUUAGCUUGGUUCCUGACGAUCGCAUCGUUUUCACUGACUACGAGGCGCGGUCCGAGGCCGGCAAGAUCGCGCGCGCGCCGGUCAUCAUCUCCAACACGGCCAAUGAGAUGUCGUCGCUGGUACCGUAUCCGGAACAGAACCUGACCGCGGGCCCGUACCAGCCGGCGGUGACCGCUGGCAACAUUGCGUUUGGGGUAUGUCCGACAUUCAACUCAACCGUAUAUCGGAACCGGAUGGGCGCUGGGGUGCCCGUCUUCCGGUUCCAGCAUGCGGGCACAUUUCCCAAUUUGAACUAUUUCAAGUGGCUCGGCGCGUACCACGCCAGCGACGCACCGAUAGCCUUUGGGACGUAUGGGCUUCUGGAUCAUAUAGCGAAGACUACCAGGUUCGAAGUUGAGGUUAGCCAGUCGAUGCAAGACCAUAUUCUCGCCUUCGUCAAGGACCCAUAUUAUGGCCCGCAGAAGACAAUGAACUGGAAGCCGCUAGUCGCCAGUGAUCCGCAUGGUGGAGAUCUCAUCCGCUUUGGCGCCGAUGGCAAGGUAUCCCAGCACGUCGAUGGUGUCGAGGUCGACGGAGUAUGUCAGGGAUUACGAGAAUACAAUUCGUUCCCGUGA